AGGGGAGCCCAGCACAUCUCUGCCCUCCGGCGCUCCCCGACAAGGGGGCAGCGGCGGCCGAGGGCACGGAAUGCAGAGCUGCCCCUGCGGGUGAGGCCACCCAUGACCGGGGAACCGGUGAGGGUCUGAAUGGGAUGAGUCCCCGGAAGAGCUCCCAAAGUCACGGUUCAGGCCGUUGGCACUUGGGAUCCUGGACCCAUCUCCCUGUAAGGGGGCUACCUCUGUAACUCUGACCGGUGUGAUCUGCCCCCGGGCACAAGAGGACCGCGGGUGCGGGCGGGGGCACGGCCACCACCAGAUUCCCGCGCUGCCCGGGAAAGACCACCCCGCGGGAGCCUCAGCGGGCCGAGGGGCACAGCCCCGGGGGCGGGGGACGGGGGGCGGGCACCCACCCGCGGCGGCCCGGCCCGGCCCGGCCCGGGGCAUGUGCGGCGGCGCGGGAGAGGCGCCCCAGAGCCGCGGCGCCGCUUCCUGCCGCUAUAAAUAGCCGCCCGGCCCAACAUGUCCCGGCCGCCGCAGCGGCUGCAGCGCCGGCGGGACCCGCCGUCCCCUCCCGCCGCCUCGCCCGCCCGGAGCGCGACUGCUCUGUCUUGGGCUGGACGCGUUCCUCCUACCUCCCGAAGCCGUGCUGGCAGGCUGGGAUCCCUCCCUGCUUCCCCUCUCUUCCCCCGGGGUUGGGUGCGUGCCCGCGGUGCGGGCGGCGGUGGCCUCCGGGCGCAGCCCCCGGCCCCUCCCGGCAGCUCGGACCGUGCCUCUGCCCGAGCAGAGGAGGUGGCUCGUGGCAUCCUUGGCCAUCCCUGCUGCGGUACAGCCACGGCUGUGGAAUUUCGGCUGGCAUGGCAGGGUGGGAAGAGCCACACUGGGGCUGUGGCACACGCUGGAACCUUGGCAUACACCGCUGCCCGCACGUGUGGCAUCCACGCAGGGCAUGAUUUUAUUUGGUCACAUACUCACGCAGGUGUUUGUGUGGCAGCCUUUCUCUCUCAAGUGCUUUCGUCUGCAGGGAAUGUUGAGGUGGACUUUGUAGGUUGGCUUUCUGGUAGAGUCAACAAAGCAGGUCUCUGCCCUCCGAGCUGGCUCCUGGGGGCUUGUGAAAGGAAUCAGUUUUGGCAACAGCAAAUAGUCUUCAAGUUUUACCUUGUCUUCCCCUUUGUUUGCUUCUGCUACUCUAAUGGUUGUGCUUCAAUUUCUAACAGCUCCCGCAGAGCAGGACUGUAUGCCUCCUCGGAGUGUAGGUGUUCCUCAGCAGCUACUAUGUAUCCUAUUUGAGCCUCCUCUGUAAAACAAAAGUGAUACAGCAAUUGUCUCUGGCAAUAAGGUGUGCUUGUUCAGGAACCCACGGUGAGGUACUUCUAAAUUGCUCCUUUACUCUUUCUCAAAGACAGGGCUGUAAUAAGCAGAUGUUCUCAGUUGUCUUGACCUCCAGAGAGUGGGCAGUGUGUUUUGCUCCUUGUUCACACCCUUUUUAACUCUUUCUACUUUCCCCUCUGUUUCCUCUGUCCAUUACCUUUUCCAAGCCCAGCUUGGGAGGACAGUGCAGAGACCUAAGAGGCCAUCUGAAAAAGAGGAGGUCCUCUCAGAGUCUGUUUAGCCUCUGUAUGUUACUCACAGUGCGUCCUGCAGUGAAGGCAAGAGGGAUGGCAGUGCUGCCCUGGAGGGACCUGCUCUGGCAGUGUACCUUUUCAAGUGCUGUGAAGCACGAGGCAAGCUGAGCUGGCAUGUACUUUCCCCUCUGCUGUGAGGGGAAGGAACACACGAGGAGGAAAUACAGCUGUUCCAGAGCACUUCUGCCCCAUGUGCAACAGGAGCACGUGAGAGGAGGACACGCAGAAAGGGAGAAUCAGGAAGAGAAUAUGAGAGAGAAUUGGUGUGGGGAGUUGAGGAAAGCUACAAACAGAGAGGAAAAGCUUUUUAUAUAUGCACAAAUGUUAUUUAAAGACCUGUUUAGCUAGGCAAGAGCAAAUAUCCUAAAAUUAAGAUUGUAUCUCUUGAAUCCCUGUUAUUGUUCCUCCAGAAAGCACUGCUUUUCAUUCCUGAAGUAUUAUGUGUCUUUCUGCGUCACUCUUCUAGGCUCUUCAGCAUCCUCUGACCUCAAGCUGAGCAGGAUGUUGCCCUUAGCAUCUGCCUGUCAAAUGUGUAGUUCUUCAUGUUGUACAUGAAAUGAUUAUUUCCAUAGUUAGUUAAGGCAAGUUUCCAAGGAAUGUGAAGCAAGAGGCACGCCAGUUCCUCUGGCUGGCCUUGACUGGAGUUAAGUUUUUUGGGGCAGGGGACUGUGCCCUGGAGGCUGUGGUUACUGUACAUGUUACCCUUGGCAGCUUAGGGGUUCCUACCUCUGCUCCUGUCCCUCCCACCCUUCUCUUAUGUCUUAUGGCUGCUCAACUGUUCCUCCCAACUGUGCAGCAGCUGCUUCAGCCUCUACCGGUUAUCUGUGGGGUUGUGCUCUAAAGUGAAUUGCUGAAAAGUUAAGAAAUCUGGGUAAGGAGAAAAGGAGAGAGCAGCUACUGCUCUGUCUGUAUAGAAGUCCUCUCUCAGCCCUGUGCUGACUCUCCCCUGCCUCCUGCUUUGGGAUCCCUCCCCCCAACUAAUGGGAAUUAAAACAGUUGAAGCUCUCUAGCUGAGUCCAAACUGGUGCUGCUGCCUUGCUAUUUCUACUGAAAUUACAUAUUUAACUUUCUCCAUCAUUAGUUUGCUCUCUAAAUGGCAUCAGGUAGCAAGGUACUGUGUUUGGCAACUGCAUUGCUACUAAACCUUUCUCUUUUUUUAUUCUCUUUUUUUUCCUAAGAAAACCUGAGAGUUAUAAAAUUGAAGCAGGGCUUCAGUGCUUUUGCCUGUAUAACACAGUCAGAAUUGAAAAUGUGCAUCUAGAAAAAGAUACUUGCUAUAGAAGGAGCAAUUUCCCACCUGUGAGAACAGGUAUGAUUUUUAUAUCUGAUGACCUCCAAACCCUGAAAAAGCCACUGAGGAGGACGAGCAAUGCUAAUCCCUUUGUGAAGGGAGCAUGCUGAAGUACUGUUCUCUAUUACCUACAGUGCUUAAAGUUCUAACAGCUGUGUAAUCUGCCCUGCUUGUAUAAACACCAAGCUGCUUUGGAGGGAGAAAAGUGUAUGUUGGUGUUGUCUGACAAUUGUGACAUGAAGACAGGAAUACAGAGGCUUCCCUUGGAGGCGCAUAUAUUGGUUUUGGUGUACAUGUAUAAUUUAGUAAAAUGUCUUUAUGCAACAGCCUUGAAGUUUUCUGUGCCUUUAACUACAUUGAAUCUCCAUGUGGUUAAUGGAGUUAGGUAUAGAAACCAUAAAAAAUAGUGAUGCAACAGAGGGGAGGAGUUCUUUGAAGUUUAUGCUUUUGCCAAGGUAAACAUAUCUGCAUUGUGACUUCUUUACAACAAUGAAGUGUUAUCAAAAUUCAAAUCUCAUUAAAUGUUUUUGUGUUCUUUCUACUGAUUUCUCUUAUUCUUGGCUCCAAUGUGAACACUUUCUCCUUUUCUUCAUGUGGUGCACUCUAACACUUGGUCUGUGGGAUCCCUUAUAAAAAGAGACUUGACUGUCUUGGUUCAAAAUCAUUGGUGCUAGCUGUAUUUGAGUAGGGCUGGGGAGACCAGUCUUUAUAUGGGGAGAUAGUUAAGUUCUGGGAUAGUAGAAGAGAUUUUGGUAGUAUUAAAGAAGAGGGUGCUGGAAGUAGCCACAAAUCAUCAAGGCAGCUACCUGUCCUCUGUGCUGUUAAGACCUACUUGUUUAGCUCCUUACUUCAAAUAUUGACGUGAAAAUCUAUUAUUGAAAGAUAACUGCUGAACUGUUAGUUGGCAAAUAGCCCAGAAAAGGCAUCAUUAAAAACUAAAUUUAAGAAAGAUGUCUAUAAUCAUGCUUUAGUAGAAUGCUUCAUUUAAAGUAUUUUGUGUCCUUGUGGCGACCAGUAUGAUAGUGCAGUGCUCUCACUUAGCACCAGCUACGUGUGUGCGUAUGUCUGGGUACCUGAACAGGAGGAAGAAGAAAAUAAUGAACUGUUUACUAUGUUAGUACUCUGUUGUGAUUCUCUCUGAGGACUCUGUCACUGCUGCUGAGCUGAGAGUGAAAUCUGAAUAGUGAAAAGAUUAUUUUCAGUGGAAAUAACCCUGAACAUCAAGGCCCCGAAAGAUACUGGGAUCACUCUUCAGUCUUGCAAGCACACAAGUCUGCAAGAGCAGCUGUCCUUGGGCCUCAUCCAAGACAGUUGACAAAGAUCAGUCAAGACUGUCUCUAAGGCUGGAGAUGCAAGUGGCGGGGGAGCAGUUUCGUCUAAAUCUGAGAGAUCAAAGGAGUUCAGAAUAGAAAGUUUUUCCUAAUUCCUGGAAGGAGAUAAACGGGAAGCACAAGGAGAGUAGUUUGAGAGUCUGUUUUGUAACACUUAACUCAGCCAUAACCUCAUUAGUGUUCUUCAUUUGGAUCCAAUUACACAUAAGCAUGCUCUGGAGUUAGAAUGUAUAGUUUUGUAACUCCUCAAACUACUAAGAAGCAAAAGUUUCUAAGAUUUAAUGUGUUUUUGUGGCACCCCUCUCCUUAAUCUCCUAGGUGUACGUGUGUGUGUAGCUCCUGCCCUUUCCUUCUUGCAACAAAGUCCAUGAGAAAGGCCCUUCUGUCCACCAGUGCAUGCUUUCAUGAGAGCUCUCUAUCCCAUUUGAGCUCAACCUGAGUACGUAUCUCAUGCUGAAGAAGCUACAAGAUAUUCUUUAAUGGGAAGUAAUACAGAGGUUAAAAUAAAUGCUCUUAGCAGGUCAGUGAGCCUGAAAUAGCUUGUGCAUGUUUCUGUCGUGAUAACUUCAGGAAGUGAGGUGAUUCCCUCUUCCUCCCUCUCUUUAAUAUUUUUGGUGAAUGCUGUGCUUGAGUGCUGAAAUCCUCUUGCCAUGAAGAGCAAGCAAUGUGGAGCAGGCUUCUCUGUAUUUUCCUGGAUCCUGACUUAACAGGACCAGAAGUGAGCCCUAAGAAGAAACUGCAUCCUUCAGCAUGUUUUCCUGCUUCCUACAAAAAUUGCCAGUAAGGUCCUUGGUAGUGAGGGUGGCUAACCACUGAAACUGGUUGACCAUAGAGACUGUGGAGUCUCUGUUGUUGGAGAUGGUCUGAAAACUGGUCUGGAUAAGGCUCAAGCAAUCUGCUCUAAACCAGGUUAGCCUUGCUCUCAACUACAUGAGAUCCAACAGUUCCUUCCAGCUGGCUGUAGGCUAUGUUUUUGCAUUACUGGAAAAGCAUGACUGCUUUUGUCUGUCCCCAGAACAUGUGGGAAUAAAAGUGGUCUCAAAACAUCUGAAAAUGGCCUUGAGAAGUCUGAAUAAAGACUUCAAAAAUUGAAGUACAUAGAGAAGCAUAGUGUAAGGAAGUAAUUUUGCCCAAAGUCUCAUAGCAGCAGGUCAGUGAUAGUGCUGGGAGAGGAUCAGAAAUCUUCUGACUGGCAGACUAGUGCCUUAGUAGCUAAAAGAUUCUGUCUUUAAACAUAAAACUACCUCUUUUUCCCUACUCAACUGUUUUCAGAUCACUUGGCAACAGAGUCUACUCUUACCCACUGACAGAUCCUAUUCCUUUUUUUUCUUGUUCUUGCUUUUUCUGUCAUAUUCAUAGGCAGUUUUAGUACUAAAGAACAAUUUAGUGCACUGAUUAUUUUCUUUUCAGGAAACGUAGAAAAUCAGGUCUGGAAAAGAAUUUGGUGAAAUAAAGACAAGAGCUGCAAAGGAAAUUUUUAGAAAGUGAUGUUAUUCCCAGUUAGUUGCACAACAAUUAAUCUCUUAUUUUUUAAGAGAGGAAAAGAGCAGAGAAAGCUGUACACUGAAUCCAAGUUUGAAUCUCUCUUUUUUUUAAAAAGAAAACUCUCACUUGAAAACUUUUAAAAAUCUGUAAGCUGAGAAGAACACAGAUCAGCAUUUUAAAGAGUAUCAUGGAAGGAGUUAAGCUGUGAUUUAACUGCAUCUGUGUUUCAAAUCCAAAUGCUACGAACAAGGCACCAUUCAGAUCUUCAGUUAUAAGUUAUGCUGAAUUCGUUAUGCUGUGUUUGUUUGAAUUCUGUUGAGAGGAGAGAAAGAAAAUCAUGUCAGAUGGAAAAAAAUCAUUACUCUUGUUUUGGUAGCUUGUUUUUUAAGUGAUGAAGUAGGAUUCUCCUUUUUUUUUUGUCUAGCACUUACGCAGAUCAUCUGCUAAUUAUUAGCAGCUGUGGAACUAUGGAGUUGCAUAAGCAUAACUAAAAGUCAGUGGAGCCUUGCAUCAUUCAGCAGAUCUAUCCAUUGCUUGUUCUCCACAAUAACAGUUUUGUAGCUCACUUGACACAAGUCUCCAAAUGUUAAGAGGGCAUCAGCAGGCAUGGCAAGUUGGGAAAUCCUUUAAGUCGUAGAAAUCAGAUAGGAUAACGCGCUAUUUUAUUGUUGCCACAACCUGUUGUCCAGUUAUACAUGUGCACUGAUGUUCUGUGAAGAGGGCUGGGUGUCACAGUAAUGCCCUGUAACAGCUGAGCUUGCCAGCUACAUAAAGCUGAUUUGUCUGGGCAGCUUUGUGUGGAAGAUAGGUAUGGGUGUUAUGCCUGGCUGCGGUGGAAGCAAGGCAAGUGUGAGUGCUCACAAAUGCAUCCCAAAUUAGCCACACUCAGUGGUAUGGCUGAAUACAACAGUCUCUUUUAAGCAUUACAGAAGGCCUCUUUACAAUGGGAGCAUGUGUAGAGCUGAGAACUUGGAAUUUUUUGGGAAGGGAAAUACCUACAGUGCACACACCUGAGUGUGCUGAUAGGGGCAGCCCAAGGCUGGCAGGUCCAGCCCCUGCCCAUAGGUUUACGAUACUGGCUCAGCACACUGCAGGAUUUGGUUAGCAGUGUGAGUUUCUUUACACUGAACCUGAGGCUGUAGAGAACUUAAUCUCCUGUGGUUCUGACUUUUAAAUUACAGAAUAUGUAAUUAGUUUUCUGAUCCAGACUCUGGUUCUCUGAUUUUGUUUUAAGGUUAUUUUUUUCGUGUUGUCUUCUCUUUUGCUGGUUUAAGGAUCUUCUUAGACAAGAGAGACUGAAAGGGUGAGUGUAGUGUGCAAAAUACAAUCCUUAAAAUACUUGUUCUUGGGAAUUAAGAGAGAGUUUCAGCAGAUAGUGUCCCUCUAGACCAGUCCAUGCACCCAUGGCUCUGAGCUGUGCUCUGGCCCCUUUUUCAAAAACAAAGAGGGGUUUGCCUGAGCUUCCAUUUUUUCCCAACUUUUUUUUUUCCCCUUUCUUUAAUUUUCCCCUUUCCCCUAUUUUUUUAGAGCAAUGAUAUGAACAGUUAAGUGAGAACUGCUGCCUUAAAUUAGAUUAGUGGUGUCUCUGCUAUUUCUGCUGGGAACAGACAGUGCCUCAUUGGCUCACCUCACUGUCAGGCUCUGAAAAUGGUGGGACCUUUAGCUACCCUCAAAUUACCCUGGUCCCUGAGAAAAGCUGUGGGUGCUUGGAGGUACCUUGCAGCUCCAGCUGAAGUAGCAUUCCAGAGGUGUAAGGGUGGCAUUAAUCAGGAACCUUCCUUUAUGAACCUAGUCUAAACAGGAUGAUAACUGUGUUUGUAACUAGCAUCAGCUCGAUAGCUGUUUAACAGAAAGACAUGGAGGACAGAAAGUAUUUGGUGGGGAGAAGGGAAGGAUUGCUUAUUCUCCCCUUCACUUUCUACCUGAGGAAAUGUUCCUCAGCUAGUAAUUCAAGGAUACUUACUUUGAUGCCCUUUUGGAUCAAUUUGACUUGCAGUUUGGCAAACAUGGACAGCAUCAGCCAGGCAGUACUGAGCUCUACAAUCCUCUCUUCAAUUUGCUCCAACUCAUCAGUCCUCCUGUGACUGUCACAUCAUUCACUGCUCUGCUCAUAUUCUGGUUUACCUAAUGUUGCCUGACCUACUUUGCUUAACAUAUUUCCAAAACUGUUUUCCUGGCAGGGAGAUGCAAAAGAGAAAAUUUUCACAUUUGAAACUGCUGAAAACAGUUUUUAAAGGAAAUAAUUAAUGUAAACUAUAAAAGGUGCUGUGUUGUGCAUGUUGUAAGUAAAGAAACCACGUGCUCACCAUAAGUGAGUUUGCAUGACUCAGUGUAAUUGUCUCUUAAAUUUAUCUCUCUUUGGUCAGAUGCUCCUUUGUGUUUUUCAUAUGGUCAUAUGUCUUAUCUUUGAUUUUAAGACCACUGAGAUAGGGAGCAAUGCCCAGUAGAAAUACAUCUUCUGUUCCAGUGGGAUGAAAUGAAAAAUCAAAUGAUAGCAAUGAGGUGGUAAGGAAGGUAUGCAAGUAUGAUCAUUUCAGUUUUAGGGAGAAUGCUGUUCAGCUGAGGCCACAAAGGCAACACCUACCAGUAUAUUGUAAUUUCUGUCUGCAGGUUGUGUUUUUAAACCACUCUGGACUAAUACUGCUUUGAAACAGAGAGAAAGAGAUUCCUUAAAAGUACAGCUUUACCUAUCAAUAGUUCUGAUGGUAUCUUGGAACCUGAAACUCUCAAAUGGUGGCAGGCAGCCCAAAACUUUGUUUUAAUAGUAGGCAGAAGCAAAUCAUAAAGAACUAAUUUUCCCUUGGAACUUCCUCCUGUAUUUUCAAAUAAAAGUUCUGCAUUUGAUCUUAAUAUGUGGCUUAGGGAGGGACAGAAAAAUUAUUUCAUGCACAAUUUACUUUAAAUAGAUUAUUCUUAAUUGAAUUGAUGGGUGUAAAUGAACAGCUCAUGUUCUUAUCUCAUUUGAAGUUAAAACUAAAGAUGAUGAUGCUUUUCAGAGUGAAGCAUCUUACUCUGAGGAGUUGCUGCUUACUUAUACUUACUUGUACCCUUAGGUGGAACUACAGCAAUAUUUAUUUCCUCAUUUAUUGGUUAUCCUUUUCCUAGCAGCUCUCUGCAGGAUCAGUGUCUCCAAGUUUUAUUAUAGCUUUUUCUUUUUUUUUCAUGUGUGCAUCCUUAAAAAAGUGUGCAUGCUGACUGGUGUCAAGAGGAAGACAAAUUAACUUGAGCUGCUAUAGGGAACUAGAAAAUUAAGUGUUCCAUAACUGACAAACAGCUUGAGAUGACUGGACAAGUUCCCUCUUUAUUCAUUUAAAAUGUGCCAGUUGUUUAGCAGAACAUCCCUGAUAAUGCGAGUGAAUUGCAGGGUAAAACCCAGUUGGAUGUCAUCAUGUGCAGUACUUAAAUGAGAACACUGAGGGGUUUUGUGCUGCCAAGGGAAAGAAUUGUCAUUGUUUGCUUCUGGUUUGUGUUACUUUAGAAGUUCCCCGAGAAAGUUUCCUCUUAGGAUGAAUAAUGGAGUUUAUAGUAAGAAUGGUAUAUGACUACUAUUUUUUGUUUAGACUGAAAGCUUUUAUUCUUCUCAAAAAUAUGUUUGUUCACUGUCCGCUCACUAAUCAGCAAGAUUGAGGAGGCCUUAAAGAAACCAUGGUAAUUAUAUCACAUGAUGUAUAAUACCACAGCAUUUACAGAUUCCAAGGCCUUUGCUCCAGGCCAUCCACUGUAAGAUAUGGAUAGAAGUAAAUGCAUAUAGAAUCAAAAAACCUGCAAGAAGGGAAAAUUUUAAAAAAAAAAGUGUAUUUUCAUUUUAUUCCCUUCAUAUAGAGAUAAAGAAAUGUCCCACUGCUAUUUCUUAUUGAGGCUUUAUGCUCUAGGAAGUGAGAACAGAGAUACACUAAAAAAAUCACUCUGGACUAGCAAAAGUAGAUGCAACCCUGGCCUUGAUGUAAGGUUGCUGUGAGGAAUCCGUACUGGGAUGAGACCAGUGGAGCAGGAUUGCUCCAGAUAAGGUCAGGACAGUGUUUCCUAAGGCUUUUCUCUGGGCUAUUUUUUUUGUUGGGCUUCUGGAAAUGCUCCCUCUGUUCUCUGGUAGACAAUGGUGGUUAUUUUUGGAAAUCAGCAUCCUAAAGGCAGGAUUGCCCUUCUGCUCUAAAUCUCCGAUGCUGAUAUCUUUUUUUUUUUUUUUUUUUUCCAAGAUUUGCAGGGUCACUGUGAUGUGAUUGUAAUGGUGAGGGAAAAAACCAGAUUAUUUGCAGGCAUGUUGGAUGUAGAAACUCUUGGUUCUGUCCAGUGACAUUGUCACAAAUUGCAGUCUCAGUUUCUGUAUUUAACUCUGGCACGUCCAGGUCCUGGUUUCUUCAUUUCUCAGCGGAGCAUAUGACCCCUGGUAUCACUGUCAUUUUCUGUAAUGUACAUCAGUUCUGGAUCUCAGACCCUGUCACAAAGGAAUACUGUCUGGUAUAGGACAAAUAUAAAAUGAGGGAAUUUUUAAAUAGUUCUUAAGGGUAUAAUUAUGGAAAUAGCCUCAUGGACAAUCAAGGGUCUUCAAAACUAGAAUUUCCCAAAGUGAAGUGAGGUGCCGGCUUUGGCAUUAGAAGUUGAGAGAACAGUCCUUGUCCCAUUUAGUAGCAAAACCCCCAAAGUUAAGUGUCAUGGAGUUUACUUAAAUCCAAACUAGUAACAUCAUGAAACCUCAAGUAGGUAUAUACAGCCUGUCUCACAGCUGGUGCAGCCGAGCCCCUGCUGGCACCAUGUAGCAUCAGGGAAGCAGGUGAAAAAACACCUUUAGGCUCCUGCAGCGUGUGGGGAUGCUUUGAGGCAUUGUUGAUGAGAGCUGGGGAGUAUCAACUCUCAAUUCAUCCUCUGUAAGGAACUGUGCUGGGUCUGCUGGGACUUGGCCCACAGACCAACUGGAACUGUUGGGCUCUAGCAAAAUGCCUGUGACUAAUCUUUUCUCCCCAAGGGGCCCAUGCUUAUAGGAUCCCCCUUACUCUGGGGCAGCUGUGAUUUUUCAGGCUGAGUAGGAGAGUUUUUGGUGGUCCUUGCUGUUUUCCUCUGCACUGUUCUCUUAGGUCACUGCUGUGGUGCAGCCUCUCAGGAGAGCCAGCCAGCUUUGCUGAAUAGUCUAGAAAUUGAACUGCAAGGCAUUUCUGCUCUGUUAGCAGCACUUGCUUCAAACUACACAGUUGGGGGUUUCUGUUGUGCAUAGGUAACACCCUUGAAGCCAUAAGCCAUAUACUUUAAUUUUUCUGUUCUCUACUGGGUACUUGGCCUUUUGCUAGUGGGAGAAGAAAUAAGCAAAACACAUGUAGAGCGGGAUGCCGACAGAUGAUUCCAGGGUCAGUUAUAGUUGUGUCAGACUUCUGCUAAUGAGAGAGACCUGUUGUCAAGCUGUUUUGAGCCUGAAUAUCAUACCACUGCCUCCACUUUCAAACUCAGCCUGCACAUUUGGGUUGUCCUGAUUGUCAGUUCCCAAACAUGUUAUGGGAACUUGCAUAUCCAAGGCAUGAGAAGCCCAGCUCCUUUUAUUUGACUAGCUGUGGGAACAGCAGGAUAGUCUAAUAGCCUUUUGAGGUAGAGGUGUUGCUUUAUAACUUGUGAGUGCAGUCUCCUGGUUACUGACUCAGUUUCAGCAGUUGAUGAAACCAGAUUUUGAUGAAUGGCAAUAUAGGGCAUUUUAUUUCUAAAUCAGCAGUUUGUCUCUAAGCUGGGUGAACUGUUACUAAACAUUGCUUUCUGUCAGGUUUAGCGUAGUCUAAUGAAUUGGUAAUGAGUCAAUGAGUUGGUAAUGCCAGGUGCAAGACAGAAUUUCCUGCUCAAAAUGGCACUGAAUGACUUCUAUGCUGAAAGCCAUCAUGAAGUAGUCAGAUUGUCCACAAGGUUGGAAACUCUUCCCUGAUGGCUAACUGAGUAAUCCUUUUGGACCAGGACCAACACUUGACACAGUGGUCUGAUCAGUCUCACUUAGAUGUGUCCCAUGUAGCUACCCCUUGUGUGCGAGUGAGAUGUAGGAUUUCACAAUAGGGAUGAAUUUUUUUUCACCAUCUAAGGAAACAGAGAAUGUUAGUCUCCAAGGCUGAUCUGGAUGCUUUUCAUGGACUCUGCAAAUUCUCUGUCACUUUUUUAACUACUGCUCUCCUAAUUAAUAGUAAUUGCAUAGAUAAUUAAAUUAUAAUGUGGUAUAUAGUGUAUAUACAUAUUCAUAUACUGAGCCUCCCUUUUUCCUGUAUAUUCUUGGGAGAAUACAGUUGUCAAUGAAUAUUAAUGAAACAAAAACAUAUGAUUUUGCACAUGACCUGAUCUUGCUCACCUUACUUGGGCAUAGUUCAAAUCAGUAUGGGAUUGCUGGCACUGGUCCCUAAGCAAAGGAUAAAAGAUUUCAUCCACUAUACAACAGAGAAGCUGACUUUAUUUUAUAAUCACCCAGCAAGUAUGCAGAGACUCACAUCUGUGGCUAUAUUUGGCAUCCAGUUAUUCCUGAUGUGGACUAUACUACCCAUGGGAAGAAUGCAAGAAGUGGACUCAAGUUCCCAAAGAUUGGGACUUACUUUACCUUUGAAAAAAAUUACAAGGGCAUGAGCUUUGGAUAGGAAAUUGAGAAUGUAAAGGGGAUAUAAACUAAGCAGCAGUAAUAGCUCUAACUAGUGAAUAUUGUUUGCGUGGCUUUAAUACAUACACAUACAUAAUGUUUGUGUAGCUUUAACAUGUUGUGGUAGGUCACGAUUUCUAAAGUGUAGAUUUGUCUAACUUUAUUUGCAUAUACAAAUAUGUGUCUGAAUACAUAUGUACACAAAUGCUGAUGGGAGAUUUGAAUAUAAAAUAUUACUCAGAUUCAAGUGCGAUCUUUUAAAAACAGUUGUUUUCCACUAAAAUAACCAAGUAUAUAAAAAUUCUUCAGCUAUUUGCAUGAGUCUGAAAAUUUUGAAAUUGCAGAUAUGAAUAUUUGGUGAAGACAAGUUGUUCGAUACUAAAUAUCUUUUAAUUUUGCCGUCAUAGCAUGCUCAUGUAUUGAAAAAAGGUACUUGAAGCCUGGGCAUGCCAUUAGCAAAGUAUAACAGAAAAACAGCUGCUCUAGAAUAACAGCUAGGCAGAUUUUACUGGGCAAAGAGUAUUGAAAAUACCCUUUGGAAAGGGUAUUUAAUUUAACAUUCUUAUGUUAAUGGACCUGCUGAGUAAUCCCAUAUUCUUUGAUAGGGUCAAAGAGAAACUGUGUCUUAAGCUUAUUUUAUAAAAAAGCGACAAACUAAGAAAUUAGGUUUUAUGUGAAAAUAACCAUUGGAAACUACAACUAGUGCUGUUCCUUUUAUUAAAACUUCCUUUUUGGUUUCUGAGAGUACAUUAAGAUUAUUAGAAAUAUCUGUGAUGAUAUGAAGGGACUCCUAAAGGACAGAAAUAUUUAGAAAUAUGUCUUAUGAGAUAUAUAUAGAUAUAUAAAAUAUCUAUGCAGUGCAGAACUCUUCUUCAGGAGUCUGUUAUUGUCUAUAUUAUAGGAGCAAGGAGGGCAAGUAACUUUGAGAGCAAGGUUUGUCCAUUCAGUGGUUUUCACUCAAGUCAAGAAAUACAUAGGCAUUUCUAGGCAUAGUAUAUUUUCUUAGGAAUGGCUUUUAUUUACAUGAUUGUCCUCUUAAAGGAGAAUUUGUGGCUAAAAGCAAGAGUGGUAGCUGAAAACAUAAUGUCUCAUAUGCCCGUAGCUGUGUAAAGAGUUUUGUCCCAGAAUUUCUUGGGUUUGGGGUUUUUUUCCCUGGUUUCAGACAGGACAUUUCAGACUUUUUAUUUUCACAUAUACAUGGCUACAGCAGGGGAAUCUACCAGAAAAUUUUUGUCCAUCAGAUUUUGUUCACAUCCUAGAUGAAGGACAAAAUGGAUUCUGUUUUACCUGGUAUGAUUUUGCCAUCCCCAAGGAACGUGUUAAUAUUUCAUCAUUUUGAAGAAAUAUAGUGGGCAACAUUAAAUAUUUACAUCACUCCAAAGUCACACAGAUGCCACCAGGAUACCUAGCUCUACAUCACACAUGCUCUAAUUCACCUCAAACACCCACUGUUUACUAAUCUUCAGCCCCCGUCUGUGCCGAUAAUGAGAAAGAGGAAAUGGAAACAGCAGGGUUUAUAUGCUACUGAGAAGUCCCAGUUUCCAUGCCUGGUUGUAAUUCUUUCAACAAACUUGCCGACUGUGCUCCUGCUUUUAAGUUUGGACACCUCUGUAUCAGUGCUUGGCUCUGGUGAUUUGGCUAACAGAUUUGGAGUUGGUUGGUUGGUUUAUUUGUAGCUGCACAUUAGCAGUUCCACUCUAUGGCUUACUCCUGCACUCACCUUGCCUGCUCAAAGUCAGGAGCAAUACAGACUGUUUUGCCUGAGAAGUGACAUGUUAAUUUUUCAUAUUUGCUGGUGAUGGGUACCAGAGAGAAAACAGCCCCCAACAUUUCCACUAUUCUGUGCAGGGGGAGGGUGGGUGUGUGUGUUGUAGCCAUAUUAGUGAAGGGAGGGGAUUUCCAUAUAAUGAAUAAAUGGGGACCAUUUUUAUAAGGCAAGAGGUAUAUUGAAUGCUGGGUUUCAGCAUGCUCUGUUAGCCUGGAUCACCAUGUCCAGUAUACUCAGAUGUAUGGACGUAGGGUAGUGCAAGUUUCUAAUCUAAACCAAAACCUCAGAGCCCGUGAUUGCCUUUUUAUCCCAAUAGCACAGGACAAGCUUAUCAUUUGUGCAAAUAGCUUUACAGCAGUGUCUAUUAACAUCCCUGUGUAGCUUAUCUGUUAGGCCACUGUGCAAGUUGUUAUUGCUUCUGGGGUGGUCCUUUAUUCAUAAAUCAAACGGUAUUUGAUCUCAUGGCAAGUGAGGGGAAGUCAGUUUAUGGUUUUAAAAAUAACUUGUGCCAUCUGCAGGGUUAGUAGCACAUGCCUCCAUGAAGUACCCAGAUGUACAUAAAGAAGAGCUUCAGGUAUGCUUUCUAGUGAGAAGCCAAGGAGAGGGUUUUGUCUUGUGUAUAUGUAAGGUGAGACAUAGCAUCAGUUGCAAGUCAUUUGUUUACACAAGAUUACUGCCAAAAAUCCCUGUCAAAACUUUGCUCCUCUGGAAGGUGCUAGCCAACAGAUUCUUCAUCUGUGACAAGGAUGGAGAAAUAAGUGGUUUGUUCACAGAUUAUAGAAUUUAUCAGGCUUCAUAUGUUUCCCUUCAUGUCUUAAUGGUCCAUAGUCAGAGCUGGCAGAUGCUCUGGUGUCUGUGGUGACUCAGCAAACCCUGCUGUGUGAGACCUCUGUGGACGUGGUGGGUCUCCCCAGUGUCACACAGCUGCCUCUGCUGUCCCUGCAGUGCCCUCUGCAUGGCCCCACUGAAAGGCGUGGCGAGGUGCUGCUGCACUCUGAACUUGGCUGAAGCAACAUCCUGGGAGGCUGUUUUGCUUGGGCACAGAUUAAAAGUGAUUGGGAGACUGCUGCAAGCUACCUACUGGGCAAAUGAAUUCUUCCCAUCUUGAACAGCCCUCAGUGUCUGGGGGGGAUAUAAAAGUAGAUUUGCCCCACCAGCAGCUCCAAGCAGAGCUUUGGCACAGCCCAAUGUAUGUGACUAGAUCCUCACACAGAGGUUGACACAUUAAAAGUGACUUUGUAAACGCAGCCCCUUCUUAAAACAGAGAUAAAUAACCCUUCUCUUGUGAGGGAUCCCGGCUGUCUGAAAGCCCCUGUGGGAGCAGCUGGGGGAGGACAAAGAAGCAGUGUGCUGAGAGCAAACAUGGCCACUUCCUGAACUCUUCAACUUCCCCUCAGUGCCUCUGAAGCUCAGGGUCUGGUGUAUCAUGUCUCUGCACGCUUACUGGGGGGGAAAAUGCUUAAGCUGCAUGAGCCUUACAGAGCUCUCAAAUGUCUUCCAGUGUAAAUAAUACCUUGGCCAUUUGGCCCAAAACCUUCAGUGGGGCAGAGCAGGUGCAUCUGCAGACAUGUGUUUGCACAUGCUCUCCUACUACAGCUACAGGAGCUCAGAUGUGUGUGCACAAGUAGGGGGGUAUGUGUGUGCUCAGAAAGUAUCUCAUGUAAAAGCAUCCACUUUGUGGACUAGUUUUGGGGUGGUUUUCCAUCAUGAAUAUAUUUUGUUUUGUGUGGGUAUCCUUUGCAUAUUUACACAUAAAAUACUUACAUCUCUUAUUAGCUAGGUGUGAUUUGUUCAAUACUUAGCUGCUGCUCUAUGAAAUCCUGUUGUUGCUACCUCUUUGUCAGAGUUCAUUACUCCCACAUCUCUGUGGGAUCCUCAAAACCAUUGCCACUUCAUUUCCAAUGGGAUUAUCCAGAUUAUUUUAACCCACUGAUAAAAAUUGUUGGAUCUAGUUUGGCUCAUUUGAUAGUAGUAAACAAGCAAGCAGUGGUAGGAAGCCCUGAGGCAGCAGAUAGGAAUGUACUCCCUGGCUGGUGGUCACAGGGAGGCUGCUCACAACACUGAUGUCUUCAUCUGGCACAGGUUAAUUUAAAAGAUGACAUUUUAGUGGAAACCUCUUAAUUUAUGUAGAAAUUACAUAGAAUGCGUCAAUUUGUGGGCAGAGAAGCAGCUGCCAUUGGCUUGGGUCUCUCACUGUAGCUGUGGUUUUGUGUUACAGCCUGGGUAGUGGCUUCCUGCUAACACUUGUCCCCUCAUGUCUGAGAAUGAGAAAAAGAAAAAAAAAAACUGAUCACCCUUUGACCACUAGAUCAGUUCCUCAGUGUGGUCCAUGGCACAGGCUGUGGAACCACCGUGCCAACACACUUGAGACAACUGCGGCGUGUGGUGGGAGAACUGAAUGGUGUUGGCAGGACAGCCAUGAAUGAGUGCCAAAAGCUUUGCAUCCCAAAUGUGCAGCAUUGCUCUCUGUUUAUUCACUCGCUUCCUACCUUCAGGGUCUUCACUUUCCCACUUAGGUGCAGCUAAACCCAAUCUGUGCUCCAGCACAGAUGUUUGCAGUCAGUCUGUAAGGGAACCCCUCUGGCUUUGUAACCCACUGCCUUCACACAGUCCUUGCCAGGCUGAUCAGCGCCCCAGGCACUGGAUGUCGUUAUUUCAGCUCUCACUAAAUAAAGGGAUAUUUAAUUUAUCUCCACCGCUUUCCAUUAGCCUGAUUGAAGAGUAUUUAACAUGUUCCACAAGGAGCAUCUUCGAGCAGAGCAGUAUCUCCUUGCUGACCCUGGUAAGACCAUUCUGCCUCUCCUCUGAUAUGGUAGUCUUCAAACUUUAUCUCCAGGCUAUGUCAGUAUUUCUGGUGUUGGUACCACUUAGGAUUAGAUUGCCUUUCCAAAAUUCGCAUGACUUUAAGAAAAAUAUGAUAAAGCAACAUGUAUUGACUAGUCCUGUAAACGUACUACUCUAAUCCAGGACUUUACUGUCCUUCCUUUUGUGACAUAUAUUCAGGCCUGUUCAUCCCUGCACUAGUUAACAGUAUAUGUAUUCACACUGUUACAGCUGAGAAAACCCUACUCUUCUGAAGACAUGAACUACUUUUCCUAGGACUCAAACUUCUGUUUGCCAUAUUCAAAGGAAAAUAUUUCUGAAAAUUGCUGAUAAGUGCAUCUGUUUGAAUUCAUCAACUCAUUACCACUAUGAAAAUUUGAUAAACAAAUAUCCUUUAAGUGAAGUUUCCCACACUUGCAGCGUAAUUACAUUCUCCACUACUGCAUUUGUUUUCUCUUUAAAAGAAGCAGGGGGAACACUGAGCAGAAUCACAUUCAGCAUUUGAUAUCAAUAUCAAGAAAGUACAGAAAGGUCCAUUGAAUCGUGGAGUGAUUCAGAAGGCAGUAGAAGAGGGCUCUCUGGCUAUGCAAAAAUGUCAGUGGUUCAACAUUAGAUCAGAAAUUUCUUAAACAUGCUGUUAGGGACAGUUAGUUGUUUCAUCUGAUUUUAAAACAUCAGCAAAGUGAGUCUAGCAAGGUGCGGUGAGGAAGUGUGGCGUCACAUGCCACGCUACAGGAAACAAGACCGAAGCUGCUGAGGAAGUUCAGAAUUGGGUGACCUCCAACGGAUUCAAAUAGCACAGGUUAGUCCUCUUAAAACAUCUCUUUAACUAUCCUACAGGGGUUCUGCAUGUGUAUUUUCACUGACUUUUGGUGGCAGUGGAUAAGGAGUGGUCCAUAUGGCAGUUGCAUUAGCAGGUAGUAAAUAACGUGGGCUUUCAGAGCAGAAUGGUACAGGGCAAAAAUAGGAAGCUCAUCUGUGAGUUAGCUUGGUUUGUGAGAAGCUUGGAGCAGCCUACCUUGCAGUACAACUGCAAUGUGGACCUGAGUCACGUCAGAUGUGUGAAUGAAAUCUUCUCUGUCUUGUUAAGACUUUCAUAUAAUAAGUAAAAGGUCUGAAUUUUUAAUAGAAGUAUUCAGUAAAUAAAUACCAGAAAGUGCUUUUCCAAGCACAGGUUAAAACCAUUGACUGUAGUGAAAACUUCACUUUGUUUGUUUUGGCUGUACCAAGUAGCUGUUCUCUUUGAUUUUACUGGUGUAGUCUCUUGUUAAGGUUUUCUCUUAUUCCUGGUGAUUUCUGUUGAGGAAUUCCAUCACGACUUUUCUGUGCUGAAGGGUUUUGAUUGGGAACACAAUCUGGAAUAAAAUGGCACUUGGUCGGUUCUGGAGAACUUGGGAGCUCUCAGAGGGAGACUGUUUAAUGGGAUGUAUGUUCUGUACUCCUAUGCAAAAAUAUAAUUCUUACUUUUAAAUUACUAGGGGAUUGUGUUUAAUUAUAAAUCUUAAAUGCAAAGUUGGAAUGAAAGUUACAAAGAAAGCAACCUUAAUGAUGAUAAAAUGUAGAAUAUAGUAGUAAUACUACAGAGAAUAUGAACAAAUUAAAUCCCAGCACAGGGCCUGCAUGGUGCUGGGAGAGCAUGGGGGGAAGAGGAGGUGAGGGCCGCACAGGGCUCAGGCGGUGGUGGCAAGUGCCUCCCCCCUGCUCACCGGGCAAUGUCACAACCUGUGAGGCAGAGAGGCUUGUACAGUGGCAGUGGCAGCAAUCUAGCAUGAAAUGCAGCUGCUGGGGAUGACAGUGCUGUAAAAGGGCAUGACAGAUGUUAAAAUCAGAUAUAUGAGUGUCAGGAAAGUGUUCCUAAAACUGCCCAUACUUCUUCCCAAAUAUUUUUAAGAACAUUUCCCUGAUUAUGUAGAAAACCAGACCAAGCUGCACAGCUCUCUAAGCCUCCUCAUCCCACCCAGCGUGUUCAUCCUGUUCUCGGAGUAGAAACAUCUGCAUAAGAUGGAUGCAGUGGCUCCAGACAGACCAGGCUGCCCAAGCAGGGAAGUACUCGCCUCCUCCCGCGCAUGGAAGUGGAUGCUGCAUCUGGCCCUGCUGCGCGGCACUGAGGGUCUGGGCGAGAUGGGAAUAGCGGGGCUCUGUUUCUGGGAAUGACAGGGCUCUGUUUCUGGGCAGUUAACAGAUCUGUGGCUCAGCCUUGAGAGCUUGCUCUCAUGUUUCAAGCUUUGAGGUUUUACACACAGAGAAGGCUUUGGCCUUAGCUGGGCUCCCCUGCUUCUGUAAAACCAGCAAGUUUGCAGAGAGCCAAAGUUCUGCCCCAAAUCAGCCUUUCUGAUGUAUUAGGGGUUAUAGCCUUCACCAGAGCACUGUUUAACUAGGAAUGUGAUUUAAAAGCAAUUUAGUAAAAUCCCACUGCAGACAUUUUCAUUUCAGUCUAAUCCUGUCUUAGAGUGGCUCAUCUCAAAUAGAUUAGGAGUUGGUUUAAGCUAAAUAUAAUGGCUCGUAAACAAUAUAUUUGAGCCUCCACGCAGAGGCUUGUGCCAGCCAUUUGAAAUUGAAUUAAAAAAUAAACCAACACACUUUCCUAAAUAAAUAAACCUAACACUUCUACUCUGCUACCAGGAGUGAACACAGGCAACCAGGAUUGAAAGAGCAGGAGUGGUUGUUGAAGAGGGAGGAUUUCUGAAUGGGCUCUUUCCACCAGCUUGUAUUAUGAAAACCAGGGAAAGAAUGUUUCUUCCUCUAACAAAUUAAAAAGGAAAUCUGCAAAAAGAGGAAAGGGAAUAAAGAGCACAGACUAAACAAAAUUGAAUAAAUAUGCAUUGGAAUUAGAGAGAAGGAAACCAAAAAAGAAAAUAGUAAAAAAUGGAACCAGAUGGGGACAAAUUCUGUGCUCAGGAAAAAAAUGCUGCUCUUCUGUUGAACUUCAGAAGGAAGAGAGACUGUGUGCAUGUGUUUGUGUGUAUUCAUAGCAUCUAUGGAAGAAAAAUUCAUUUUUCUGGAUUUUUUUUUAAUUGUUUAUAUUUGUUUCUUUCCCUUGGCCAGUGUUAGUGUAGGAGUUUUUAGGUUUGAGAGAACUUCAGUUAGAUGAAAGCAACAUUAAAGAAUCCUUAAUUCUGCAAAUAAACAGAAUAAAUCACUCAGUGCCACCUUAGUCACUGGCCAGUUUUGCUCCCCAAAAACUACUCGUCUGCAUUACUCUGUUGAUCUUGUGUCCACUGUGCCCUUGGAUCCACAUCCACAGUAUUCUACUCUCUGCAAGGGAAGAAGUAGGAAUUAAGAUGUGCAAUAACACCUAAUGCAAACCUGAACUGCAUGAGCCAGCUUCAGAGAGUUUAUAGCAGGUUUCAUUUCACCACAUAGUGUAUGCAAAGAUUUCAUGGCAGUGAGAGCUGGAGUCUUGAGACUGGUUUCUAAAUAGAAGUAAAUCUGUAAAAUGCUGAAUGGUUACUGUUCUUAUAUUUUAUUUUAAAAUUACUGCAUUGUUAAAGACUUUUUUUUUGUUCUAAUGCUAAAUAUAUCAAAUGGACAAGUGUAUCUUUUGCUGGGAUAUUAUUUGCAGCACAUUUCUGUCACACCUUGCUAGCUGUUCCCUCUGCCUUCCUUGCUCCCACACAUGAAUGCAAGUUCUGCAAGUCAUUUCUGUAAUUAGCUGUUAAAAGCAUCUAGACAUUGAAGAAGGUUAAUUUUACUUUUGUUUCAUUGAUUUUUUUCAGCUUUUGCCUGCAUUUUUCUCUAGCUUAAACUAUAGAAACCUCCUUAUUACAAAGCUAGUCAUCAAACCAUGUCUCUUAUGAGGAGCAACUGUAGUAGUGGAUAAUUCUGUUCAGUCUUACCAUCACGUCCAUCUACGAGGUUUUUAUGCUUUUCUGUUUUCCCUCCACCAUUUAUAUUGGCUUUUACUAUGCUAUGCUGAAGUUGGGGAAUUAUCUUAAAUUUCUUUAAGAUCAAUUUGGAUUCUUUGGCCUCAGGGACUGAUAUGGAGAGCACAGCCAGUGUGUUUUACUGUUCUAAUUCCUCUUUAGAAGGAGAGGGGCUCUUCACGUGCUGCCAGUUUCUCAUGCAGAAUUUCAAUUUAUGCAAGCAAAUACAUAGGAGAUAUGUACCCAGACUCUGUGAUCCCAAAUGGUUCACAAUUAAUAGUUCUUUUCUUCCUUGCAGGAGUGUGCAACCUGGGAAAUGUUUUUGCAAUUGAAUUAACUUCAGGAAGUGUAUUCUGGAUGAAUUGACCAGGCCUCCUAUUCUAUGAAAACAUCUCUCCUGCUGGUGACCAGGUUUCUUAGCAAGAGCAGACAGAGCUCAGCCUUCCACCAUGCCUGUGCCUCCCCCUCCAGCUCCCCCUCCACCCCCAACACUAGCCUUGGCAAAUACAGAAAAGCCAUCCCUAAGCAGGUCAGAACAAGCAGGGAGAAAUGCUCUAUUAUCUGAUAUUACCAAAGGAAAAAAGCUCAAGAAGACUGUUACUAAUGACAGAAGUGCCCCAAUUUUAGACAAACCCAAAGGACCUGGUGGAGGUGGCGGCGGUGGCUUUGGAGGAGGUGGUGGUGGCAGCGGUGGGGGUUUUGGUGGUGGCAGUGGUGGCGGCUUCAGUAGCGGUGGACCACCAGGCCUUGGAGGCCUUUUUCAAGCAGGAAUGCCAAAGCUCAGAUCUGCUGCAAGUCGGGAUGCCGACUCCGGGGGAGGCCGCCCGCCCGUCCUGCCGCCCGGAGGCCGCUCCGCCGCCGCCAAGCCGUUCUCGCCGCCGAGCGGCCCGCCGCGCUUCCCGGGGCCCCCGUCGGGGCCAAGGACCGCCGCCCCCGACCCGCAGAGGAGCCGCCUGCCGCCGCCCAGACCCGACGCCGGCUCCAAGCCCGAGGCGGCGCCGCCGCCGGUGCCCAGCACGCCUCGGCCCAUCGCCUCCAGCCUGCACAACCGGGGGUCGCCGCCGGUGCCGGGCGUGACCCGGCAGCCCAGCCUGGGGCCCUCGCCCCCGCCGUUCCCGGGCAGCCGGGGCGCGGGGUCGGCCGGGCCGCUGCGGCAGCCCGGCCCCGGCGCGACGCCCCCGUUCUCGGGCCGGCCGCCGCUGCCGCCCACCCCGGGCCGGCCGGCGGAGGACAAGCCGCCGCCGCCGCCGCCCCCCGCCGGGCACCGGCCGUCCGCCGCCCGGGACGGGCCGCUGCCCCCGCCGCCGCCGCAGAACAGCAAGCCGCCCGUGCCCGCCGCCCCCCGGCCCGCCCUCGGCGCCCCGGCGCCCCCGCCGCCGCCCCCCAGCCGGCCGGGGCCGCCCCCCGUCCCGCCCGCCCCCGCCGGCGGCGACGAGAUGCCGCGGCUGCCGCAGAGGAACAUCUCGCUGGGGUCGUGCCCGGCGCCCGGCGGGGGCCGCUCCGGACCGCUGCCCCCGCCGCCCAGCGAGAGGCCGCCGCCGCCCGUCAGGGACCCGCCCGGCCGCUCAGGCCCCCUCCCACCACCUCCUCCCAUAAGCAGGAAUGGAAGCACUUCAAGGGCUUUGCCCGCUACUCCCCAGCUGCCUUCCCGAGCAGGGCUGGACAGCCCAAGAGGUGGACCCCGACCUCCGCUUCCCCCAGACCGGCCGGGCUCGGCAGCACCACCGCCGCCGCCACCACCUUCAUCAGCUGUCAGAAAUGGCUUCCAGGAUCCAGGCGAUGAUGAAUGGGAAAGCAGAUUUUCUUUUCAUCCUCUAUCUGAUUUGCCACCUCCAGAGCCAUAUGUGCCCAUGAACAGAAGUUAUCCCAGUAAACUAGCAAGAAAUGAAAGUAGAGGUGGCUCUGUCCGAAAAGAAAGAGGUGCCCCCCCGCUCCCACCUAUACCAAGGUGAAAUGGGUUCUGGCCCAUCUUUGGGCAACAUCUGUUUUCAAGUUUCCUUCGAGUCAGUUCUCCUGUCCACAUCAUUGGAAAGUUGUCUGUCUUGAUUUAUUUCCACUUUUGGCUUGUCAGCUGGAACUACUUCAGUCUCUAUUACAGAAGUAAUAGAUGCGGCUUAGGAACUGUAGUUGCUCAAAGCUAUGAAUUUUAUUUGCUUAUACUGCAGGCAUUUUGUGGACCAUACACAAUAUACGUGCACCGUGCUCACUGUGUCCAACCCUGUCCCCUGGAGAGCUCCACGGGAGGUCUGGCUUUGAAUUUGAUAGAGCUUGAACAAAGCUGUUUCAUUCACUUUGGGUACAGUGGCUGUAUUAUUUGAAUCACGAAGUAUUUUAUGUUUAAAAAAACAGUUGCUGGGGAAAAGCAUGUAAACAAGAGGCCCUUGGAUCCUUUUUUGCAUGCCUAACUUGGCCCAUCUGCUUCUGGAGGCCAUAGACCUACUACAUGGUGACCAAGAGUUCAUCCUUAACUUUUUCACUUCAGAUUAGCCACGGAAAUCUUAAACAAUACGUAGCACAUCUUGCCUCAAGGGUGGAGUGUAUCUGGCCUUGUUUUCAUCUGCAGAGAAUCUUCCAAAGAAAAGCACAAGUGAAGAAUUCAUCAGCAUAAAAUCUCUAUAUUUUUUUUUUAAUCCCUCUUUCCUAGUUUUAAUAGUGUUAUGCUUCCAAUGACCAAAUUCUUUCCUACUCUGAUGUGGACCAACCCAGGGUCAUCCAUGCCCUGGAUUACUGUAAUACCCUCUGCCUGAUACUGCAUGUGAAGAGUCCUCAGAAAGUAGUCUUGGUGCAAAUGCAGCAAUUAUUGUCAUUGCAGGCUCCUCCUUUAAAGCAUCACUAAUACCAGUGCUCCACAGAUUGCUUUCCAGUUAUUUCUUUGGUACAAUUAAACGAUGGGUUUUGACUUAAAAAGCUUCCUGGGACUUAAGUCACAACUCUCAGAGAGCUUGUAUUUGACUUGCAUUACAGCAGAGCAGCUGAGGUCAAAAAUGUGAAGGCCCUUUGGUGUAGUGAAGGGGGCCUGGGGUUUGUGCUUUCAAGUGGAAGCAUCCAAAAUUUGCUGUCUGCACUGGUUCAAGAGAAAUGGGAAGAUAUGGUCUUCUGAGUUUGCCAUGAAGCCUGUCCUUUCAAACUUUGCUGAGAGGAUUCUCCACAGAAAGCAGCAAUGCUUACAUUAGUAGAAAAGAGAGUGAAGUAUUCUAACAUUGUGACAAGUGGUUAAUAUGUUUAAUGGCUUUUGCAUUUUUAUAUGAGGAAUUGUAUGACUGAAUUUUACAAGUGGAUCUAAACACAUGUAAAAUGCUUUUGGAAAUUAGAGGAAGAUUAUAAUUCUGGAUUUGAAAUAUUGCUGAAUGAAAUAUUGCUCUUUGUUAAUUGGACCUCCAAAGGUUAGCUCUGAAAAAUUUCACCUGAGUCUCAAUAUGUUUCUUCAAAGUGCUCUUGGGAUCCCUACCAAGCCUGUGUCAGCAGCCAUUUUUCACUGGGUGUUGCUCAAAAAAACCUAAAAACCAUAAAAACUAGUCAUGUAGGUUAAGAAAAUGUUUCUCUAGCAUGGGAGACAUGAUCCUAAGUACAUUCUGCAGCUAGAAUGAGGUCAAUCCUUGAAAAAUUAGAGACUUUAGCCAGAGAGUCUGGACCCCACUGCAUUGUCUGUGCAUAGGGCUUUUUGCUCUUUUUGUGAGUGUUGAGAGGCAGAUCCCCUUUCUGCCUGACAGCCUGGACAGACACAUUGAAGGGGAUGAGACAGAGUUGGAUUUGGCCAGAUCAAAUUUAAUUUGUUCUUUCCAGUGUUUGUUUACAAAAUCUUUUUAGCUGUGAUAGAGUUUGAUUGUGUACCUGUUUUUUACAUUUUUAUAUCUAAUGACCUAUUAUAAGUUACUGUUUACGGUCCUGAACCUGCAGUUAAAUGCGCAGGCGCAGGGAUGUAUCUACAUCUAAUUGCAGGAUCGUGGCUGUAAGAGUUUCUUAAACAGAUACUAGUGGGACCUCCAUGUGACAGGUGCACCUUGGGAUCAAACCUAGCGCAAUAUUGAAUUUGUAUAUGUAUUUUAUGGAUGUCACUUAAACAAAGUGCCUGUCUCUUUGGGAUAUUAUUAUGUGAAUAGAAGUCCAAAUAAGAUUUUUAGGAUAAUAACUUAAAGGAUAAAUUAUUGUAUUCGUGUUUUUAAACUGAAGCACUUAAAACUUUCUAAGAGACAACGUUUUGAAUUUAAGAAUAUAAUACUUUCAGUACCUUGACCUGCCAAAUCUUUAUUAAUAUCCAAAUAGCUAUACAGCCAAAAAAAUCCCUCAACCCUCCAGAAAUUAUACCUUUUUUGAAACUUACCUGCUUCCAAGAUGGUUUACUUUAGUAAGUCAAUGAAAAUGCUGCCCAUUGUUCUGCCAACUCUCUGUUUCAUUCAAAUAUAUUAUAUUUGAUCUUUUCAGCAAGGUUUUCCGACCAGAAAUCUGGACCACUACCAAAGUGGUAAACUAGCUUUAGUUUCACUUUAAAAUGUGCUAUGUAAAAGGCCCUCAGUUAACAAGCCAAGAAACCUGACCUGCCUACAUUUUAGCGAUUCUUUUUACUCUACAAAUCUCUUCAGAAUGGAUGUUUGGCAUACAUGUAAAAUAGCUUAACACUGCAGAAAGAGGCAUUUUUCUUCACCUAACAACAACUUUUCCAUUUAUAUCUUCUGCUAUAAAUGUCCCUAGAUAUAUUCCAGAACAAUGCAGCAUUUUAUCAUUCAAUAUAUUGCUUCACAUAUCAGUAGCUAUUUACAAUAUGAUCAGUAUUAAAGUAUUUAUUUCACUAUGAAGUGUUAAAAAAGAAUAAUACGAAACAGAUUGAAUCAAUGGUGCCUUAUGACUUUUUUAGUCAACUUUUCUGUGUCUCACUAGAAAAAUGAACAGACGUUGCUCUUCCAAGUCCUCACGUAAAUAGUGCCGACAGGAGCGUUCUGCAGUGUCUGAGCCAAGCACUGCUGUUACGUGCCCAAUCGGCUCACCUCAGGUGGAGCUCAGUGAGUAGGUGAGGUGUAUGUGGGCACUGGUUAGCUUCACAAUCAGUUGUUGGUAUUGCUCUGAAAAUUUAACUCUUUCACAAAACCAGUGUCUGAGGCUGCUGUCCACACAGCCCAGCUGACUUCAGUGUGGUUGCAUAGGUUAUUACAGGACUAAAUUUGAUUCACUGCUUGCAUGUAAGAUUUGCUGGGUUUGUUUCAAUGGCCUUGCAUUAUAAACUUUCACACCUCAAACUCUCUUCUUACAUUAUCACUAAGACUCACACUGUGUUACAAUGGCCACGGAUGUUCAUUUUUGUUUAAUUCAACUCCAUAAAUAAAAUGAGAAUAAUUUCUAUACCACGUGAAAAUAAUUUUUCCUCUAUGUUUUUAGAAGAAAAGUGUAUGUUAUGUUUGUUAUGACUUUCUGCACCAACCACUGGGCGAAGAGGUGACAGUGAUUAAUGUUCAGAGUUGUUAAAGGAAACUGAGCUUGUGAUUCAGGAAGCAUAUAUUUCUGUAAAUGAAAUAAAUAAGGUUGCAAAGUUCCUGUUUAGAAGCCAGCAUUUCCCAACACUAAAAGAAUCAUAAGAAUUAAUUUUUUUCUGCAAGACUGAACUGUUAAAAUAGUUCCUUAAAUUGCCACUUAAAAAACUGGACAGUAGUUACUCCCUCCAGCAACAACUGUUUACAUGACUCUUAUAGAUCUGCCUUGGAACAGAGAAUGAACUAAAAUGCUAUCAUGCUUUACAUAUAUUGUAACAACAAUUUCCUGUGCAGAAGUAUGGAAAUAGAAAGGGUACUUUUUGCCUUGGAAGCAAAGAAUGAAGUUGAAUGAUCAAACUGAGAUUAUUUCAAGCAGAAUGUCAAAUGUUGAGAGACCUAGAGAGGGCCCCUCAGCCACAGGACACUGGAAAAGAGAAGAUUGGUCAAAGAAAUAAAAAAACAAUUGGCUGAAUGUUGUUAUCAAUACUAGAGUAAAAAUUACAAUAUAAAAUGUGCAUGUAUGUAGUACCACAUUGCGAUAGCGUGAACACCUUCGUCUCACAGUCAGGUGCAAACAACUUGUUAUGGCGGUACAUUGACUCUGUGUAACAUAUAUUGUAUGUAUUUAAUCUUUCAAACAGUAUUCACCAGAAAAUAAGGAGAAUCUCUCACCUAAGCUAUCCAGAAGCACAUUAAGUUAAGUUCAUGGAAUGGUUCUUCACGUAUAUUGGGAGAAAACGGGGAUCUCGUAGCCUGUAAGAUGGAUGUGACUGGACCAUUCAGUUAAAAUGUAAACCUGGAACAUUGGCAAAAAGGGGAGUGUUGGAGUAACUCAGGCAGAAGCAGGGCACAUGUGUAUGGUCUCAGUGAGUGAGUAUGCAGCAGGUAGGUAUGCAGACUAAAAGAGAAAAAUGGAAACCGCAUGUCUUACAAAAGGGAGUAGCCCUUCAAUAUGCUGCCAUUUUGAAAUACAGUUUGUGAUAAAUGUUCUUUAGUGUAAACUAAUGCAUGCAGAGGAAGACAUCUAAAUUUGGACUUCCAAAGCCACACAAGAGAAAGAAGCAUGAAACAUAGGCUGAGCAGAAAGUAACAUGUUUUUAUCAGAUGCUUAAAGUUUGAGCUUUUUAUAAAAUAUUAAUCUAGUUCUGUGAAUUUUUUUUGCUUAACGUUUAUUUUGUAAGUGAUUUUGUUCUCCCUGUUUUUCUGUUCUAUACCAAAUAAAUUUUACUUUUAUUAUAA
This is a messenger RNA of Pseudopipra pipra, 27452 nucleotides long. It is a transcript of the gene WIPF1, whose product is annotated as WAS/WASL interacting protein family member 1. The record is from RefSeq and is a predicted model, not a curated record. Gene Ontology annotation, molecular function: actin binding. NCBI's taxonomy places the organism in Eukaryota, Metazoa, Chordata, Aves, Passeriformes, Pipridae. The coding region runs from base 21201 to 22703 and encodes 500 amino acids. The transcript has 9 exons.